AUGUUCACGACGGCAGCGCAGUUAUUGGAUUUGACAGAUAAAAAACUUGUUCUUGUCCUUCGCGAUGGCCGGAAGUUAAUCGGUGUCCUUCGUAGCUGGGAUCAAUUCGCAAAUCUGGUGCUCCAAGAUACCGUUGAAAGAACAUAUUCCGGUAAAUUUUAUGCCGAAGAGCCUGUCGGCCUUUUCCUCGUGCGCGGCGAAAAUGUUCUACUGUUGGGAGAGAUUGAUCUCGAUACCGAAGACGACGUGCCCGAGACGCUUACCAGGGUAUCCAUCAAGGAAAUCAAGGAGUUGAAAUCGAAAGAAGAGGAAGAGCGAAAGAAGAAAGAGAAACAGAGCUACGGUAAACUAUCAGAACUUGGGUUCGAGCCUGAACACAGCGGGGAGGUGCUCUUCUGA
Molecule: messenger RNA, 399 nt
Organism: Talaromyces proteolyticus
Lineage: Eukaryota; Fungi; Ascomycota; Eurotiomycetes; Eurotiales; Trichocomaceae
Exons: 4
Coding region: 1-399 (132 amino acids)
Biological process (GO): deadenylation-dependent decapping of nuclear-transcribed mRNA
Cellular component (GO): Lsm1-7-Pat1 complex; P-body
Molecular function (GO): RNA cap binding
Source: RefSeq, a predicted model, not a curated record